Molecule: messenger RNA, 1626 nt
Organism: Epinephelus fuscoguttatus (brown-marbled grouper)
Lineage: Eukaryota; Metazoa; Chordata; Actinopteri; Perciformes; Serranidae
Gene: ap5s1
Product: adaptor related protein complex 5 subunit sigma 1
Exons: 3
Coding region: 84-686 (200 amino acids)
Biological process (GO): double-strand break repair via homologous recombination; endosomal transport
Cellular component (GO): AP-type membrane coat adaptor complex; lysosome; late endosome
Source: RefSeq, a predicted model, not a curated record
AGUAACAACAUUUAAAAAGCAGAGUUCUGCCUGUUGGUGACGUGUAAGAGGAGUUUUAGUGUUUUAUCUCCGCUCUUGUGAACAUGGUCCGGUUGUUCCUGAUCCACACCGUGUGUCCGGUCUCUGCUCUCGGUACCGGGGACAGCCGGGUCCUGUACUCCCGGGUCUUCGGUCCAGAUGAGGGCAUGUUGUCCGAGCAGCACCGGGAGCUGAACCCGGAGGAGAGGCGGCUCCUGCAGAGGGAGAGGACCGCUGUGGUGGCCAGGCAGGUGCGGAGCGCCGUCUCUCUGUCCCGCGAGGCUUCAGGUCGGAUGCUGGUGGAGGUGGUGCCCGGUGAGGAGGCGCUGGCCCUGCAGGAGGCCGACAGCGGAGUGGUGCGUCUGAGAGCCGGUGACCCCUUCUCUGAGGAGAUGAGCGCUCUGUGGCUGGGAGUCCAGAGUGUGGGCUUCGUGCUGGUCUGUGAGCCCCACGAGAACCUCCUGCUGGCCGAGGGGACCCUGCGCAACCUGACCCGGCACUGCCUGGAGCACCUGCACAUGCUGGGGCAGGGCAGCGAGGUCCUGCUGAGGAGCAACCGCAUCGACGCUCUGCUCAGCCGCCUGCUUCCUCACGGCCAGCUCCUCUUCCUCAACCACCGCUUCGCCCAGAGCCUGGAGAAGGAAGUGGUGGCCUACAUGGCCAAGUGAAGCGGAGCAGCCGACCUCCAGUUUAACUACGGCGAGCUGCGAGUGUUUGCGUUCACACACGCAGGCCGACUGUUUGCUUAACACUGGUGACAUUCCUGCAGCAGUAGAAGAAGAAGGGACUGCUGGCAGCUGCUGCUUCAGAUUGCACGAGGUGGUAAACACACACAGAGUGGUAAAUAUCUCCGUCAGCCACUUGCAGCUCACUGUUGACUGUUUACUGUGUGGGAGGCUUCAGUUCAAAUCCUGUUUGUCAAAUUGAAGAGUGGAAAGGAAAAUGUGGCAGAUUAAAGAGUGCAGCUGAAGAGGCCGGUGAAAAGCUCCUCGUCAACAUCAAAGACUGCGAUUUAUCUGAUUCACCAUACUCCAAAUGUCACAGUGUGACCUUGAGGAACCCACCUGACCUCUUGUCUUUUUUUUCUUUGUGUAAAUGAAUCUCAGAGUGCUUUAUUGCCUCGCUGUGACUGCUGCUGCACCUUCGUUCCUUAAGAGUAGGAGGAACCAGAGAUGUUUUGUUGUUGUUGUUGUGUGGCACAAAGUCUGAUUCAUCUCGUAGUAACAAACAGCAGAAAGGGAGCAGAGAAAGAUCAAAGUCGGACCUGUUUAAUGUCACUUUGAACCAAAAAUGUCAUCAUUCAGGAGACGCUGCGGAGAACCAAACAGACAGGAAGUGACUGGAAAUGUUAGAAACCCAAAUGAAAGACAUGUAGAGAUGUUGGCAGAAUACAGAGUGAAACAGGAAAUGAUGAGCGACAGUGGAAACAUCCAGACACAACAAAUAACAAAUGUAUUCCUGUACCUUGUGAACAUCUGUUGUACCUCCGACAGCGGCCCCCUGUGAAGCCUCAGACUCUCCUGCUCCUCCUCCCGGCCUCAUAAAAGCCUCCCAGUUUUUGUGCUGGCAGCAAAAUCCAAAACCAGAGCGAGGAUUUAUAGACGAGGG